GAAGCCGGAUCAUCCGGGCAACUCACUCUGAGUAUAAAUACCAAAGUCGGCCGUUAACACCAUUAUCUCCCGCCAGUUAACCAGUGUUAGAGUUCGGUGUCACUUUCCUUGCACUAUCACACUAUGCCUACUCUUGGAUACUGGGCUAUUCGCGGCUUGGCACAGCCUAUUCGCCUGCUGCUGAGUUAUGUAGACCAGGACUUUGAGGAUGUUCAAUACGAGCAGGGCGAUGCUCCUGACUACAGCCGGGAAACCUGGACCAGUGUGAAGCCCACCCUGGGACUGCCCUUCCCCAAUUUGCCCUACUAUGUGGAUGGUGAUAUUAAGCUCACUCAGAGUAAUGCCAUUCUCCGACACAUUGCCAGAACGCAUAAUUGCUUGGGAGAGACAGAGAAGGAGAAGGCUGAGGGCGAUAUGAUGCUUGAUCAAGCUAUGGACUUCAGAAAUGGAAUUGUUGGGCUUUGUUACAGCUCUGACUAUGAAAAGAAGAAGGCUGCCUACUUCGAUGCGCUACCAGCUAAGCUGGAGGUGUUCGAGAACUUCCUUGUUAACAGAGCCUUUUUCGCAGGCAGUAAGGUGACAGUGUGUGACUUUCCAAUGUAUGAACUCCUGGACCAGACGAGAAUUAUGAAGCCUGGAAGUCUUGACAAAUUCCCAAAACUGUUGGCCUUCUUGACCCGUUUCGAGGCACUUCCCAAAAUCAAGGCCUAUUUGAGCAGUGAUAAGUGCAUUAAGAGACCCAUCAACAACAAGAGUGCAUCAUUCAAGUGAACUACAGCAUCUUUAGUCUUGUAAUGUAUUGUUGUUACCAUGGAAACCCUGUUAAACCUGUAUCAGCACUGCUACCUGAGGGAGACAUUCACAUCGGCAAUUUUUGAGUUGACCAUCCCGUGAAUAUCAAAACACAUUUAAGAUACUAGGGAAGUUAAUGGGAAACAACAAUACUUCUAGAAGAUCUUUUCUUUGUGGUUGCAUUACUCAUUUUCUGAAGAUAUUGUUUUCCGACUGAAGACACGCAAGGGUACAUUGUUAUUAUGUUAAUCAGCAUGAUCAUUUUAAGAGUUCAUGUAUACUACAUAUAUUCAGAAAAACAUUUUCCCGGUGUUUCCUCUGUUGAUGAGAGACAUGAGUUUUAGAAGCACUGAGGAUGAGCUGUUUUGUGUUAAUUUGGCAACGAAAAUGAUGGGUUCCAUGUUGUUGGCUUAGUGUUCUGUGUGAUACUGUGGAGGUAAAACAUUGCAGCCAGUGGCAUGCAUCAGCUGUCCUCACAUUCCAUGGUUUCUGGCUUAGACUUCACAUGGAGUAUCUAGUGUCCAUUGUGAUCCAGGUUUGUUUACGAUUGUACCCAGGAUGUAAAUAGAGGGACAUAGUAAUCAGCCUCUCUAUGCUUCUCUGUUUUUCGCUGGACCACAUUUAUAAAACUGAUAGGUAUUCUUUCAGGUUGGCCACUAGUGUUUUUCUACUGGUAUUUAGGGACUUUUAGAAUUUCAACAUUGCGCCUUUCUAGUAUAAGUUUAACUUUGCCGCUGUUCAUUUUAGUGUUUUUCCUGACCAUAUUUCUAAAUGGUAUUCAUUUGUGAAACUUGGCACACACAGAGAUCAUGUUGUCAACUGGUGCAUGUUAUUUAUUGGUUUUUAGGGUGUUUAGUUUUGUCUGUUUUCAUUGCUACAAGUUUUACUUAGAUUUAGGGCUGGAGGGAUUUCUUGUCAUCUGAUGACUCUUGUUUUCUGAAUGUUACGUUUCGUUGUUUUAUACACCCUGUUGUAUACACCCUAGAGGAUGAAAGUUGAGUGCACACUGAUUCUGUGACACCGGUGAUGAUAAAAUCAGUUAUGGUUUAAGUACAUUUGUGCUGGUAUAAAUUGGAAAGUACACAAUACAAGUUCAUAAUACAAUAUUAUCAAAUUCCUUUUCCACAAAAAUGUAUGUUGACAUAAAUAAUGUUUCCCUAUUCAACCAAGGAUGCCUCCAACAUUUGUGAUCAUGCACACUUUUGCUUUAAAACUUACAAGUAAACAAAGAUGUACUUAGGUUUGUGUCCUACAUCUUAUGUUGCAUCCUGACUGCCAAUCAGUACGAGGUUACUGGUUACAAGUUUGUUUCCUGUUCAGCCAAUGCACAAAUGUCAUAUUUUGUUUGUUUUGUUAAAGUAAGUACUGAUUGCUUUUAAUAUUGGAAAUAAACAGAGAGAAGCUUUUGCUUUAAACCUGA
Molecule: messenger RNA, 2212 nt
Organism: Haliotis rubra (blacklip abalone)
Lineage: Eukaryota; Metazoa; Mollusca; Gastropoda; Lepetellida; Haliotidae
Product: glutathione S-transferase Mu 3-like
Exons: 7
Coding region: 124-771 (215 amino acids)
Biological process (GO): glutathione metabolic process
Molecular function (GO): glutathione transferase activity
Source: RefSeq, a predicted model, not a curated record